Lymnaea stagnalis (great pond snail) is the source of this 34716-nucleotide messenger RNA. The record is from the annotation of a GenBank genome assembly. Lineage: Eukaryota; Metazoa; Mollusca; Gastropoda; Lymnaeidae.
GAUAAUGAAUCUGGAAGUUUCUAGACAGCACCCAUGGAGAGCAGCAUGGAGCAAUCGCUUAAGUAAACGCUCUCUCAUGCCUUGUGUACUCAAACAGUACAACAUAUUUCCAUCGUUGGUCUUUUCCUUAGUGUCUAGAAAUGAUCGACCAAAAUUGGUUUAAAAUGUAAUCGUAAAUUUUUACGUGUGAGUUUUUCUGUCCAUGAAUAAUUUAGUGAAGAUUUGCAACUGUCGGCACUUUUAAGCCAAAUUCGAAAGAAAAAUGUAUACAAAUAAUUAUAUCUUCAAUGAAAUAUACCGUGGGAUGAGCGUGAAAUAUAUUGGUCAAUGUGUUAUGUGACAUAAAUUAGUCAAUACGUUAUGUGAAAUAAAUUAUUCAAUACUUUAUGUGAAAUAAAUUAGUCAAUACGUUAUGUGAAAUAAAUUAGUCAAUAUGUUAUGUGAAAUAAAUUAGUCAAUAUUUUAUGUGAAAUAAAUUAGUCAAAAGGUUAUGUGAAAUAAAUUAGUCAAUGUGUUAUGUGAAAUAAAUUAUUCAAUAUGUUAUGUGAAAUAAAUUAGUCAAUGUGUUAUGUGAAAUAAAUUAGUCAAUACGUUAUGUGAAAUAAAUUAGUCAAUAUGUUAUGUGAAAUAAAUUAGUCAUUAUGUUAUGUGAAAUAAAUUAUCCAAUAUGUUAUGUGAGAUAAAUUAGUCAAUAUAUUAUGUGAAAUAAAUUAGUCCAUAUGUUAUGUGAAAUAAAUUAGACAAUGUGUUAUGUGAAAUAAAUUUUAGCAAAUAGUGGUGCAUAAUGAAAGUACAAAGCUCUGCAUGUUUCCUUAAUGUCGGAGUGGACAAAGAAAUUGUUGGUUAGCGUUUAAAAAAACACGCACUCUUAAAAUUAACUUUGUUAAAACUUUUUUGGUGAUGCGAAGCACGUACACUGUUUUCCAGAGUUUAUUUUCAGAAUAAUAUUUAGCUAAUUUCGAAAAUUUUAAGGUGUGUUGGGGGGGGGGGUCGAACUUGGAAUGUUCAAUUUCAAUGUUUCGUGAAUUAUUGAAAAAGGUUUAAUCUACACUCUUAAGUUGCAAUAAUUGUGAUUUACAUAUUCUAGAGACUUUUUUAAAUGUUCAUGUUAAUCAUGCAUUUUUAUGUUAAUCAGAGUUGUUUAUGUUAAUAAUAAUGUGUAUAUGUUAAUCAGAAUUGUUGAUGUUAAUCAGAAUUUUUGAUGUUAAUCAGAAUUGUUGAUGUUAAUCAGAAUUGUGUUUAUUACCGUCUGUGUUAUAAGUGAUAUGAUUAAAUUAAUUAAAUGUACAAUUAUUUAAAACUUAUCCUCAUUUUUUGGAUCAAUUAAACAACAUUAUGUAUCUUAUAUUACGUUAAUGAACAUUUAUUUUGAUUAACGGAAUGUAUAUAUAUAUAUAUAUAUAUAUAUAUAUAUAUAUAUAUAUAUAUAUAUAUAUAUAUAGUCUUUUUCUGUAUGUGUGACACUAUGGUGUAUCUAUUUUUAUACUCUUUCUCGUGUUUUAUAUAUUUUGUUUGAAUAUAUAUUUUUUUAAUAAGAGUAUAUAUAUAUAUAUAUAUAUAUAUAUAUAUAUAUAUAUAUAUAUAUAUAUAUAUAUAGCAUCGUUCCGUCUACGUGAGACGAUGGCGUAGCUAUAGUUCUACACUUUGACGAGUGGCUCACUAAGCCAAUCCUAGAAUGGCAAUCACGGCCGCAUCUUUCGCAGGAGAAUAUUGAAUCCCGGUGAAUUCUUGAUUUCCGAAUUUUUUUUUUUAUUCAAGGGCCUCGUAUCGAGUAUUUUCUGCCUUUUUCACUCCUUCAAACACUGCUGUACACCAGUUGGAACGAUGUUCGGCAAUGAACUCCCAUUCGUUUGUUUCAAUAUUGGCUUCCCUCAUGCUUCGUUUGAAAACGUCAAUAACUCUCAGGCGCGGUCGUCCAAUAUCUCUUGACCCCUCUGCCAACUCUCCAUACAGCAGUAUGUUUGGGAUACAUCCUUCCUCCAUUCUCCGUACAUGACCUAACCAGCGAAGUCGUCUCUUGGUAAGAAAGGAGAAUAUGCUAAACAUGUGUGCACGUUCCAAAACCUCCACGUUAGGCACCCUGUCCUGCCAACGAAUGCGUAAAAUGCGACGCAGACUUCUUUGGUGGAAGCUGUUAAGUUUCCGCUCCUGACUGGUAUAUGUGGUCCACACUUCGCUACCAUAUAGGAGCGUGCUAAGCACGCAUGCCUGAUAGACACUUAUUUUUUGUUUUAUCAGUUAGAUUGAGAUUAUUCUAUACCCGCUUAUUCAGUUUAGCCAUAGCUGCUGCUUUUGCAAUCCUGAUAUUUAUCUCUUCAUCAACGGAGAGAGAACUAGAAAUAUUGGAUCCAAGGUAUAUGAAAUGAUCAACAACCGAAAGAUUAUGACCCUCAAUGCAUAUGAUUGGAGGGGACGGUGCUUCUUGCAUCAUUACAUGAGUUUUCUGUAGACUAAUCGAAAGUCCAAACUCUUUACAAGCAUGUUAUAGGCGAUUAACCAGCCCCUGCAGACCUUCUUCUGUGUGAGAUGUUAAGGCGGCGUCGUCAGUGAACAGCAGUUCCCGAAUCAGCACCUUUUUUACUUUGGUUUUUGCACGAAGGUGGGCGAUAAUGAACAGUCUUUCAUCAGAUCUUGUAUGGUCGUACACUCCAUUUUCACAGUCUCUGAAAGCAAAUUGAAGGAGCAUCGAAAAGAAAAUUGAAAAGAGCGUUGGUGCCAGUACACAACCCUGUUUUACUCCGCUGCUAACUGGAAAUGACUCAGAGACAGUGCCAUUGAAAGUUACUGUGCUGUGCAUGUUUUUUGUGAAAUGACUGUAUUAUUGUGAGCAGUCGUGGGGGACAACCUAUUCUUUGCAAGAUACUGAAAAGGCCUCUUCGACUUACCAAGUGCAAUGCCUUGUUCAUAUCUAUGAAUGCAAUAUAAAGAGGCAUAUGCUGUUCACGACAUUUCUCCUGCAUUUGGCGUAGCGAAAAUAUCAUGUCUAUUGUUGAGCGCCCACUCCUGAAGCCACAUUGGGAAUAUGGGUAGAUGCGGUUCGCAAGACUGGAUCUUGUUUUUUUAUUUCACCAAGGAAUCUGCAAUGUAAAAAGUAACUAAAUUUUGUUAUAUUGAUAAGAAGAAGAAAAAUAAUUUUGUUUUCAUGUAAAAAAGAAAAGGUUAACAUAUUUUAAUGUGUGAAGAAUUAUUAUUUGAUAACAUUUUAAAGAAAAUUUUAGCUGUUGAUAAAGUCUCAAACCUUCUGUUUCGUUUCUUAAUCGCUGUCACAGAUUAUUUGAGAUUGACAUUGUUUAUUAGGGGCAUAGACACAGAUCUAAAAGUUAUUUUAUCAAAACGUUUAUGAGUUUGAUAAAGUAUUCUUUUUAUGUUGAAGUCUUAAAAAGCAUUCAUCAGAGUUGAAACAUGACAGACUCUAAAAAGAAGAUACAGAUAUAAGACAGUUUUAAAUUGUAUUCUGAGGAGACAUGUCUGUUGCAAAAAAAAAAAAAAAAUCUAAAAAGAAUAGUUUGAAAAUAUAGGUAUUUUUGUAACGUGACCUCGAUAUUAUAUGUACAAACAGGAUACACAUAAAAAUGGCGUCCUUAUUAAGAGUUUCGACACAGACUUCGGCUAAAAAAUGUCACCAGUCAAAUUGGGAUCUUGCCCCACUCCAGGUGGCCUUAGACUUAUCUACGCCAAUGCCUUGGGGCAUACCCAAUAUCCCUUUAUACCUUUGCUACUUCGGCCUCUUUUACCAUAUCAUCAUCCAUAGGGAACUUAAAGUCAUUUUAUCUUAAAGUGACUUAAGGUUAAGAUUGCAAGUUAGCUUAGUCACAUAUUUUUUAAAGAAAGUUUUCUUUCCCAUGAAAGUUAUGGUAUCAUGUCAGUGACAGAUAAGUGCUAUCCAUUGUGUGUGUAUCGUUAUUUUAAAGCAAAGGGUAAAAAAAAGAAUUGUUUUGUCUUCUUUCAUUGAGUUUUGUUUCUUUUUUUUUUUUUUUUUUUUUUUGUUGUUGAUUUUACUCUGUUUGCGAGGAGAAGUGUUGUACACCCUAGAGCCUAGACCAGACAACAUCAGUUUGAAGUUAAUUAACUAUCUUAAAGAGAUGGUCUUUUUUUUUUUUUUUUUUUUUUUUGUUUUUUUUUUUUUUUUUUUUUUUUUUUUUUUGUUGUUGUUGUUGAGUUUACUCUGUAUGCGAGGAGAAGUGUUGUACACCCUAGAGCCUAGACCAGACAACAUCAGGUUGAAGUUAAUUAACUAUCUUAAAGAGAUGGUCUAGCAUGUAAUCUGUUUUCUCAGGAAUACGUUGGUUACCAACACUGAUAAAUAGAAUGCGUGGCCCAUUUAUUGUCACCGGUUGUUAUAACAGGUCGAUAAAUCAGUAAUCGAUACCCAACAAUUUCCUUUUUUUUAUAGAUUCAACCUCUGUUCUCUUUAUAAAAGGAAGUUAAAAUUGCUGCGUUAUAAUCUGAGGGUGUCGGUAAUGCCAAAAACAUUUGAAUCACCUAACUUUUGGCUGAUUGACUGCUGGCAAUAAGUAUUGCUUCUAUAUGGACACAUAUUUAGGUGAGUAGAAUAGACACAUGAUUGUCUGAGAAGAAUGGACACACGAUUGGUUGAGAAGAAUGGACACACGAUUGGGUGAGUAGAAUGGACACUUGAUUGGGUGAGUAGAAUUGACACAUGAUUGGGUGAGUAGAAUAGAGACAUUAUUGGGUGAGUAGAAUGGACACAAGAUUGGGUGAGUACAAUGGACACAUUGUUACUUAUAUAUCCACUGCUUAUUGAUGAUUUAUAAUUUAAUUUGUUUGAUAUUAUUUAAAAUUGUAUUUCUUUCAUCUAACGACCUUGCUAACAGUUUGAAAACAAAUAAGCUUGAAAAAAAACAACGUAAUUUAAUUAAAAUAUAUUAAAAGGAACAUAAAAUCAGUUUGUAACUAAUGAUAUUGAAAAUAAAACUGAGAUUGGUAUUUUUAAAAAUAAAUUUAUGAUUUUUUAAUUAUUUUUUUUUUUUGCAGACGAAUUCGGAAACAAUUUCACAGAAGAAAUAUCACUGAUCAACUUCAAUGAACUAAACUUCCAGACGGUAUGGGUUAUAAAGGUUGUCAUCUUAUCGUCUCGCUACUCAGCUUGUGCGUGUUCUGGAUUAACUCCACCGGCGGCCAAACGUCCAAUGAGACGCAAUGUGUGCUGUCAGUACCAAACAACUUUACACUGUUUGAAAGGCUCUCUAAGUAUUUUCACAAAGAGAGCGGUGCUAUAAUUGUGGAGUACAACAUCACAUUCAAUAAAGUAAGCAGCAAGUUUAACCUCUUGAAUCAGGCGAGUCAAGAUUCCUUCCAACCUUGGAAGUAAGUAAACAUUUGGUUGUCCUCGUCAUCUUUUACAAAAUACUAAAUUUUGUGAUAAGAAUUCUCCAAACUAACAAAUGUCAACAUUUAUUUUGAAUCAACAAUUAACAUAAUAAUAAUAAAAAUAAUAAUUGUCCAAAAUUGAAUGUGUACAUUGGAGUCAACUAAAACGCUAUUCUUAAAUCUGGACUAUUUUUGCUACUCUUUGUAGGUAACUAUAAUUAUUUUUAAAAAAUUACUACCAGUACUUGAUUUUAAAGUAGGUUUGAAAUCGAUAAUUAAUUAAUUUAUUUUGAUAAACGCAAAAAUAAUGUGACUUCCAAUGCAGCAUUUAUUACUAAUUUAUCACUGUCAUGUAUACAAGAUGCACCAGUGAUAUUCGGAGGUUAAGCGACGCCACUCCAAUCAUAAAAUUAACUGAUUAUACCAUCAUCGUUGGCUUAAUAUCUGAAGGACAAGACUUAUUCCGCAAUUUAGUUACAGACUUUAUCAAUCGGUGCGAUGAAAAUUGUGUUCAGCUGAAUGUCUCAAAAACAAAGGAAAUGGUUGUCGAUUUCAGGAGUUGGAAAAAACCAAAUUGCAGAUCUCAACAUAAAAAAUAACCUGUAUUAAAAAAUAUAUUCUUUUUUUAACGGCAUUCAUUGGGUGUAAGCGCUUAGGAAUAAUUUUCGGGCGCACCUACAUAAAGGGGUGUAGCUUAAAUUCUGGGGAUAUUUUUAGGGUUUCAUGGUAGAGUUGUAAUAUGAGGAGGAAGACUGUGGUUAGCGACACGAGAUUAGAGGGUGUAGUUAAAACAAAUACACUUGAGACUACAUCGUAAUAACACAUGAAUGCACAGCUCUCCUGAAAUAGAACUUAAGUUUAUUAAAUAAGACGAAUAUUGAUAAGAUAUAUGUAAUAAAGUUUAUGACUAUAAAAAAGGCUAUGUAAGGCUUAUGGGCAAAUGAAAUGCUAUCCGCAUGACGAGAAAGGGAUGGAGGGAGAAUAACUAAGAUAGUGAUUAUUGAGUGACGGCGUAGUGGGAUUUAGGGGAGGGUUUUAAGGUCGAAAAAAGGGAAAGAGGGGUGUGGUGUUUGUUAAAAACACGCUGAGCAAAAUUAAAUUAAAAAAAAAUAUAUAUGUAUAUAAGAGUAGGCAACCAUUACUAUUCAUCCUACAAAAAGCUACUGGGAGGCUAAAACAUCUCGAAGGGAACAAAGAAAACAAUAUAACACACUAUAAUUAGACAAUUAUUAUUUAGAUAAUUGGUCCCUUACCAGAAAAGCUGAGAACCUGCUCAAUACAUGGGAUAGAAAAAUGCUAAGAAAAAUAAAUGGCGCAGUGGUAGACACUUAUGUUUGGAGAAUCCGUACAAACCAAGAGCUAUACCAAUGUUGUACAAACACCCACCCAUUGUCGAAAAAAUGAAAUAAGGCAGAUUGCGUUAGGUAGGACAUAUUGAAAGGAUGGCGCACUGUAGAGCGACAAAAGAGAUUUAUAGUCAGAAGCCUAGGGGCAGACGGCUCACCAGUUAACCAAGACUAAGAUGGAUCGACGAUGUAGAGAAGGCCUGACACCAAGUAGUGGCUCGCGCAUCGAGGCGGAAAUGGAUGGAUGUGGUGGAGCAGGCCUGGGCCCUUCAUUGUGUAGCACCACGGAUGAUGAUGUAUAUAUAUACGUAUUUAACCGAAUUUAUAGGUCAAAUAGAUUAUUAAUUUACAAAUUUUGCCAUUUUUCUCAAGAGAGAUAGUCCAUAUCAAUUUAUUUUAAAUGGAUGUUUCCCUUUACUCUUAAGUAAAAUAUUUUAUUUAAAAACAUUUUUUCUAGUAAAAAAUAUCUUCAGAAAAUGUGUUAAAUAAUAGCCCUCAAUAUCUAUUACUGUGCAAUAAUGAUUUCUUUCCAUUAAAUCUACAGAUGGUACCGAACACACGGACCUCAUUCAUCAUGUUUGUUACGGAGCUAUGAGAACUAUUUCGGUACCUUGUACAGUUUUUUGCAUCGAGGUGUCAUGGAAGAAUCCAUUCAACUCGACGUGAGCCCACCCGAUUGCCUGGAUCAAUUGAGAAAUGGAUCAUUGGAGCAUGCCAUAAGAAGCUUCCUACUUAGCGGUAAUGAAAAAAUGUGAUCUGUGUAUAACAAUAAAUAUAAUUAUUUUAAACGAUAUCGAUCUAUUUCGCAUUAAGUUUAGACUUUGAUUUACUCACGUAACUUUUCCUCCAUAAAAAUAAUUAUAUAUUUAAAGGAUUUUUUAAAGCUUAAAUUUCAGCUAGGUAUCGUAAUUCUCGGAGAAGCCAUGACACAAUAGAAGAUUUCGGGUUGGACAUAGAAUUAUCUGUAUCUUGGCUGGGUAAUUCAGAUUGCAAAUACGAUUUUAAUGCGUUAAGUUUUUUUUACAAUAAAGAUCCUAAUUUUGUAGGCUGGAUAAAGAUUCGAAUCCGAACACUGCCCUGUCAGGCGCAGACACUCAGCAGUGCCAACAAACGAGAUUUAAAAGCUGUUCGGCUGUUUUACCGUCCCAUUCCCCACUUACCAGCGGACAGGAAGACAGCUACAAAGAAAAAUAGUAUAGUCAUAAUUCCUAACUUUAUGCGUUGCCUUAUUGUAGGGCGGGGUGAAGUUUUACAGGAAAGAUGAAACUAUUUGUGUUUGGAAAAAUACUUCCAUGCAACUGGAAAAUACAAUCUUAAACAAGAAAAUCGGGUAUCUAUUAUUGACUCAGAUUUAUUGUCAGUGUUGCCCAAGACUAAGUCAUGUUAGCUAAACGAUCCUUAAAGAACGCGACCAAGACAUUGUUUAUGUAUCCACUUACAAGUAGGCAAUGGGAAAUUCAUGAGGGGCGCCCACAGGGGUGAAUCAAUCAGCAGCACAUGAUCGUAACCUUCUGGUAGUACAAAAUGUUGCUUGGUUAGGAAUUUUACACAUUUUCACAGGCACAAAGUUCAAAUUUCAGUGCUUAAAAAAUGGGCCACCAUCAAUGGAGUUCAUGUAUCUAAUUAGACAGGCUUAGAUACAUUGGCGGCAUUCAGAUUUAAGUAUAUAGAAAAUUCAACGCAGUUGAGCUCGGGGCAGUCUAAGAACUUAAAGUGUGACAAAGUAUAUUCGAGUAAGGUAGACCGAAUCAGUCCGCUCAAAACAGUCGGAAAGAUUCUACAGGAAAAAGUUUUGGCUCUCCAAAAAAAAAAAAAAAAAAAAAAAAAAAAAAAAAAAACGAACAAAAAGCAAAAAAAAAAAAAAAAAAAAAAAAAAAACAAAAAAAAAUAAAACAGGCGGAAAAAUUCAAAAGGAAAAAGUUUUGGCCCUCCAAAAAAAAAAAAAAAAAAAAAAAAACUAGACAAAAACAGACCAAACGUUACCAACCUAGUACGUGAGAGUUGAAAACUAAACAGAUAAGCCAGGCAUCAGUGAAUAUGCAACAGAUAGUGGGUUUAGUGUUUGUUUUACGCCUAUGUUUGUAAAAUGACGGGAGGUAAGACAACGCAGAGUACUAGGAAACUUUAUGACAAAGUACAAAUAUUGAACAAAACUCAAACACCGAGAUCAGGUCUGGCGAUACAGAAACAGAUGAGAGCCGGACAUUGCUCUGACAUAUAUUAAUAAGGACCUUACCUACCAACACGCUUUCAAAGUUUUUUGAAAAGAUAUGCCACCUAUGACAUUCUUAACCACCCUGUCAUGGAGUGUGUUUCGGUGAGACCCACGUUGUUAAAAUGAUUUACAGCAGUGCCGAUAUAAUGAAGAAAACUACUGACUCUUAACAAGUGCCAUUUAAAUAUUACCGCAAUAUUACGAACAUUUCCAUUAAAAACAUGCUUGUCGAGUACUCGAGUUCGUUAGUAAUUGUUGCGAUUAGCUAUUAUGUUUGAUUACACGUUGUGUUUUUUUAGAGAUCAAUUAGUUAGUGAAAGCUGUCCCCACGCUUGUCUUAUUGACGUAUUUUUAUACUAAUGAUGACCUAUUGUUUGACGUAUGUUUUAUUUCUGUCUGAUAGCGAGCCCUAUUAUGCAAUGUAUAUGGAAUUAACAGUCUGUGAAUUUACAUAAGAUGUUAAAGUUGUAUUUAUUAUGAAAAAUGACUUGAGUCGAUUCAUUUCUCGUAAGACGUAUUAUAACGUGUGAAAUAAUUCGAUAAAUUAACCAUUCUAGUGUAAACAGGCAUUUGACAACGAUUUUAGUCUAUUUGCUGUGAACUUUGUUUUUCGACACAAUUAAAAUUGGAAUAAAACAACAGCACCCAAAAAUGAAAUAUGCCUGAACAAUUACACCAUUACAUAAAAUAUAUAGAAAAAACGCAUAAAAAGGGUAUUGUCAUGUGUCGAACCGUUGAAUCUGUUGUGUUGUAAUUAUCCACUCAUGGCACUCUCACUUGAUCCCACGAACAAUAGAGCUAAUAUCAACAGUUAAUAAUACAACUAACGUUAACAGGCUUGUAGCUAGAUAGGAGUUUACUUAACACUACUCCAUUAACUAUGGUUGAUGUAUAAUUUCAGAAUGGAUAAUCAAAUCACUCCAACCAAAACGCUACUCAAUAUAGAAAUCCAAACAGUUCAUCCAGUAUAUCCGCCAUCAAUCUUCCAUCACAACAUCGACCAAAACUAACGCGUCAUUUCCCCCUUACACAAUUACGUCACAACACUCUCACAUCCACGAUACGGCUACACAUAAAAUCUCUAACUAAACAUCUUUUCCCUAUCAAACAUGAAAACAAUGAUCUACUCAUAACAACAGUGAUUCUCAUACCCUUGACAUCAUGGCGUAAUCGAUUUUACUGACCCGAAAUUUGAUCAACCACUGUCCAAAUAGCUAUUUAAGUAUUUCUACAAUACCUAAUCCUUUUUCAAAUUAUAAUCUAUUUACUUUUUCAAAAAAAUGUAUACAUUUUGCAGAUGUUAAAAAUAAAAUAAAUUUUUAGAAAUACAUCAAAACCAAGCUCAAGGUGAAUAAUCCAUUUUAACGCAUUUGCUAUUUUCAGAUUUUGAUAUUCACAGAGAUUCGUGGAGACGCAGAUUUAUCAACGCGGAAGAUAUUAGGAUCUGCUCGGCUGGAAUCAAAAGCUUCGACAACGGGUUUGGCAAACUCCAUUUUAAGUAAGUUGAUCUCGGCUUGACUGGCUAAAGAUGCUAUAGUUUUCAAAUAAUUUUUUUUUUUUUUUUAAUGUCAAAGGGAAAUAUUGAAGAAUUUUUUUCCAGUAUUACCAAUAAUAUUUUUAAAAAAAUAAUAAUAAUUUAAACAAAAGAAAAAGAAAAACAACCAACAAAACAGACACAUUACUUUUUCGUUCAGAUUUUUCAAUCAAAUGUAUUUUUACAGUUGCUGUGACAUAAACUACGAAAAAUCUAUCUGCUGCCAUGAAGUUAUCACUGACAUUUUGGUUAUAGUCAGUAACAUCUUAAUCCUCAUAUUGACGUGCGUUCUAGUAAUUCUCUUUCCUUUACUAAUCGGAGGGAUCUACAGCCUUUACGGGUAUGAACAUUUUACACAUAUUGAAGCUGUUUGAUAAUGUUAUACACGUUAGAAUAAAACAAUUUCAUGUGUAAAAUAAGCGGGAAAAUCAAGUGCACAAUAUCUGCAUUAAAUUGAAUUUUUUAAACUGCCUCUGAAGUUGAAUUGUUUAAAUAUAUAUAUAUAUAUACCUUUUUACUGAAAUCGUAAUAAUCUGUAACACGAUUGAGCCAUCGUCCCUUGAAAUGUAGAAUCGUAUGUAAUACGACUGAGCCAUCAGCGAUGCAUUCGUCUCUUAAAAGAAUAUACACAUGGCAUGCAUACUAUUUAGUUGUAUGACUCCAAGCUUUUUAUGUGUAGCGUUAAAUUUCGAACUGUUCACUUAUGACACGAUCAGAUGAAAUAUUCGUAACACUUGAGCAAAUCAAUUAAAUUUCUUGUGUGUCGAAGAACACGAUGCCGUAGAUACCAAAGACUUCAAGGAAAAAAACAACGUUCGCUUCAUAAUACACGAAAUAUGAGAGAAUAGCAAUUACUUUGCUUCAAUGAAUUGAUGGUUGCUGCAAAAAAAAUAAAAAAAAAAAUAAAAAAUUCAGAAUUCAUUCGUACAAGAGAAUAUUCAAAAUUUCCAAGGAUUCUGUAUUCAUCGGUGUCACUGUCAACUUCAGUUUGAAGAUAGAAACUGAGUUUAACAACCGUCAUAAUGUUAAAUACAAUUCUCAUUAUACUGAUUUUAAAAAUUGAAAUGUGCAACCUUCAAAGAUCUGUUUGUUCCUAUAAAAUCAUAACGACUGGAGACGUGCAGAACGUGUGGUACAAUGAAAGCAACAAGUUUAUAAAUAUUGGAUAUGUAUGUGGCACAUAUUUAAUAAGGACACAAAUAACAUAAAAAAUGCUUCAGCGAUCUUCCUGUAACAUGCGAAUUCCACUGAAUAUAUCGAAUCAGAUGAAAUACUUUUUGAGAGAGGGGCCACACAAAUAGGGUAUCUUUUGUCCUGAUUUUCAGCUAAAAAUUACAAGAUUUCAGCUGAGUGAACUAAAAAAAAAAAGCAGGCUAUGCGAGAAAUCCCUAUUUAUGCCAAGGCAGACUGGGAAAGCCUGAGAAGUGUAACGACAGAGCUGAGCUAAACAUGCAUGAGAUUCAGGGUAAUGCGACAACAGAAGAGCUGUAUAUAAAGUUUAAAACAACAAACACUGGUGCAGUUAAGAAAUACAUAACACACAAGACCACUAAACCUAAGACAAAUCAGCCAUAAGACACGGCUGAAAAUCCGUAGGGUUAUACACAGGAGAGACCGCCAGUUCCAACGAAUGAAGACGAAUGGCUCGGUCGAACUCAAAGCCGAAUUUCUGAGACUGCGAAAAAACAUCCAGCGCUUACUGCGCAGAUCUUACUGGAACUACCUGAACGGCAUCUUCACAGAGGAAGAUACUCCGGCCAAGGAUGUGAAGAACAAGCGGUUAUGGAGCUACGUCAAGCACCAAAUGUCAUCAAAAACUAUGGCUUCCCCCCUGGGAUGGGACGGCAGUUAGACGUCUGAACCAAGAGAACAGAUGGACAAACUCAAUCAGCAGGCUUGUGGUCCUGACAACAUCACACCACGAGUCCCCCAUCUACAAAAAAAAGGGGAUCCUUACGACCCUGCCAAUUACCGCCCUUUAUCCCUCAUCAGCGUAGUUUGCAAACUAUUGGAGCACAUAAUCGUACGCGCGGUCAUGAAUCACCUCGAAAGACACAAUAUACUCAAUGACUGUCAGCAUGUCUUUCGAGUCAACAGAUCAUGGGAGACCCAACUGCUUGAAUUUGCUGAAGAAUUGACGACCGAUUCGGAGAACAGCAAGCAAACUGAUAUGCUUGUGCUGGACAUUUCAAAGACGUUUCACCGUGUUAAUCAUAGUUUGCUUUUACACAAACUUCAGAGAUAUGAGAUCCAAGGCACUCAUAAAACAUGGAUCUCUAGCUUCCUCAGCGACCGAUGCCAGGCAGAAGUGGUAGAUGGUAAGACCUCUUCCUUUGUCGGUGUCAAGUCAGGGGUCCACCAAGUCUCGGAGCUAGGCCCCUGUUUGUUCCUAGCGUAUUUAAAUGACCUGCACAAGAAGUUGACAUCUCAAGCAAGACUGUUCGCAGAUGACACGGUGGUGUAUAGUUCGAUCGCUACCAGGACCAUCUACAACAUGACCUCCAUCGGUUAGCAGAAUGUGAGAUAAGUUGGGACAUGGAAUUUGAUCCCAUCAAGUGCCAGACCCUGUCAGUCUCCAGAAGCAGAUCCCCUCUACGCAACCCUUACGAAUUGCAUGGCCAUAUUCUUGAGCCAGUUUCCUCCGAUAGGUAACUAGGUGUUACCAUUCAAAGAAAGAUUUGUUGGGACGAGGACAUUGACAAUGUGUGCAAUGGGGCAAACAAGACCCUGGGGUUGCUAAGGCGAAAUCUGAAAGAUCGGCAACACAAGCGCGAAAGAAAAAGCCUAUAAAGCCUUUGUCCGGCCACUUUUAGAGUACGCAUCUUCAGUCUGGGACCCAUUUACCCAUAAGAACAUUGGGAGUAUGACGGCAGUUCAGCGACGGGUUGCACACUUUGUUCUGAACCACUACAAAAACACCUCAAGUGUUGGCAGCAUAAUGGAACCAGUGGGCUGGUCACCAUUGGAAGAACGACCAAGACAAUCCAGGCUGGCUCUCCGUGUUGUACAAAAUCAAAAAUGGGCUGGUCCACUGCUCCAGCAUUAAACAGAAACUCGUCCCUCUCCCCCUUAGACAGCGAAAAGGCAGUUCCGACUAAUAAAAACAAGAACUCAGUACAGGAGCUCCUAAUUCCUGACAAAGCAUAUAAUGGACUUGAGCCAGCUUCCAAAAGCACCAGUUGAGGCAACUACACUCGACACAUUGUGUCUCUUAUCUUCUGUCUUCCAACCCCCAGUUCAUAAUACCACUGCUGAGUAGCACAUGCAACAAGUGAAGUACCCCCAUCAAAACCCAUCGCGAACCCCUCUGAAACAUAGGCGUCGGAAUGAUCAAUCCAUUGAUCGUUGGCCCUCAAAAUAUAGAAAAGAAGAAGUCUCGAAUCCCUUAUUAGAUAGUAUGUGUUCAUGUAACGUUAAAGAGUAGGAAAAGAAAUGUUUCCAUAAUGUUUACAGUUUGUAUCCAAGACGAUAUAAACAUUCGUCUUAAGGUUGUGUUUGCUUCGAGGAGACGGGACACCCAUUGUGAUGUUUGAAUGUUCAAUGGAAUGUAAUAAAGAAGGGCACUGAAUUUGAAGAUCAUUAAAUCGUCUCAGAUUUUUUGCCGAUUCCUAAAUACGUUUUUUGUACUCUAGUUACUUUUGCCGAAUAUCAAACGCGAUAUAACUAUGGAUCCAGCAGUAAGCAGAUUGAGAUAUUGGUCGCAUAACAACCCAUGUAAAUGAGUCGGCUGAACAGUGAGCAAUGUUCCCUCUAAGGUUUGCUGGUUCGUGUGCAAAAUCAUGCAGAUGUGUGCAAAGUUUUACAUCAAUAAUUUUUUUGUGUGCAAAAUUUUACAGCCCACAAACACACACUUACAUGGAAAUUUCCUGCGCGGAUACUCAAAAAUGCUGCGCGGCGUCUGUGAGAUAGCAGCGCGGCCGCGCAGCUUAAAGGGAACAUUGGCCCCGAGCAAUAAUCACAAGUUAAAGUCAGCAUUACAGAAACGCCACUGACUGGAGGAAAUCUGUCGGGACGCGAUUGUACCUUCUCUCGAAAGAGAAUUUGGAAAGACUUAUUUGAGGAGGAAAUACAAAGAUUUUAUAAAGUUAAAGUAAUGAUGAUUUUAUAUAUAAUUUACAUACAAUUAUAUCGAAUUGUGGCGAACAAGGCAUCACAGGGCACAUAAAGUUCUAAAUAUAGGAAAAUGAGCUAUGGACAGUGUAGUCUUGAUAAUAUAUAAUUCUUAAAUUAUAGUAGGAAAAUACCAGGAAAAAUAGGACGACGAAUGUUUGUAGAACGAUUUUCAAAACUGAUUAAUAAGACACGAACAAAUUGUGUCAAUAGAACAAUAUGAGUUAGCUUUAAUAAUAAUUAUACAUUAUACAAAAUUAAACGUUUCGGCACAUGCCUUCAUCAGUACAAACAAACAAAACAAAACUGCUUGUGAUCCAAAUUAACCCUGCAUCUUUUAAGAUACUCCUUGGAUUAGAAAUGCAUUUGAAACUGUCAUUUUUUAAUAUGAACGACAGAGUUAAUGCUGUUGGAAAGGUGCGAGAAUUGCAACUUAAUAUCAGAAAUGCUGGUGUAAAUAAAAUGUUGAUUGUAAAACUUUACCGUGUUUGGUAUCGUCUAUUUAGUACACAGGAUUUCCGAUCCUUGUGACGUUCAUCUACGAAACAAAUCCUAAAACAGACUAAUGUGAUAACAUAUUAUUAUAACGGCUCUUAAGAAGAAUCCAAUGAUGACCUAGGAAAAUAUCUCUACGGCGACCGACUUCGAGUGUGCUACAAACCCGCCCCACGCACUAAACAGAGAGCGAUCUGUCGUCGGUGGUCUAGCAAAGCGUUUCGCAAACUUUUAAGUUUCACGGACCGAUGGACAAGUUUCUAAACUGCACCAGGGACCGGUGCCAGAUUUAUGAAUUACAUUUUCUUUCUAUUUCAACAUCAAUAUUCAUGCUCUCUGGACCGGUGACGUAAGGCUUGCGGACCGGUGCCUGUCCACGGACCACCGAUUGGGGAACGCUGGUCUAGCACUUCUAGAGCCGUACGGCUUACGAAGGCCUGGACCCGGAGGCAGUAAUCAACGGUACCUCUUACGUCUACGAAAUUUAGAGACUUAAGAGAUUUUCGUUGGAACUUCAGCUGGUCCGUGAAGGCUAUUUAACCUGGUUUAUUUUACAUGUGGCUCUAGCGUUUAAAUCGCUUCAAUGGAUGUACAAGAGGGACCUACUUUUCCAACUUGACACCGAAGCAAUUGGGAGUUUUUAUCCUAUUCCAACUAUUCCCGCGCGUGUUGCGUUUAGUCAUUCAUUUUUAGAAAUGUUGUCAAAAUGUUUUUCUUUAAGUUUAAUUUUGCCAUAACAGCUAUGACUUUUUGUACCUAUAGUAGCAGUAUAACUUUGCAUAAUUUCAAAUCUCUUGUUAUUUUUGUUGUUGUUAUUAUUAUAAUUGUAUCCCUUUACUUUCUCUUCCGGAAACAAUAACAAGAGAUGAGAUAUACUAUCACAAAAUACCUAAGGAGUCAGACAUUCACUUUGAUAUUGUUAAAACAACCCAACCAGAUAACUAGUAAGCAAACAUUUUUUAUAAGUUAUUUUAAAGAUAUAAAUCACAAUAAUUUACCUGACUUAUUUUAUCUCAUUAAAUUUUUGAAAAUAUUAUUAUUAAAAGUUAGUAAGAAUGUUAAUAACAAAAAAUGUAAUUAAAAUUAUAACCUAAAUUUUAAAAAAAAUAAUCGAAAUAUUUUGUCUUGUUGUUACAAAUUAAGUUGUUACAUUUAUAUUUUGUUUCAACAGUAAAGAUCAUCCAAAUAAAAUUAUUUUGGAAAAAACGAAAUGGGAAAACAUGGAAUGUUUGAAAUCGAAAAUGAAAAAUUUGGAAAGAGAUCAAAUUAAAACUGCACGUGUAACGGCCGUCAGCUGCAUCGUUGCUCGUCAUAAACUCUUCAACAAAUACGAGAAAACACACAGCAUAAAAAGAUUAUUGAACUGGAUUUUUAAAUGCAAGGUAACAUUCAGCAGAAGAAAAAAAAUAUGUUUAGAUUUUUAUGUAAAAAUUACAAUCACUGAGUCAUCCGACCGUAUCAUAUAUGCCAUCAACGGAAUCGUUUUUUAAAAAAGAUUUUGACUAUUAUAUGUCGAAAUGAUUUCUGCAACAAACUGUGCAUGUGAAUUUCAGUCAGGGAAAUUUCCGAAAAAAUUAUUUUCGUGAUUAUGUAGCGAGGUCCUGUCUUUCCGGUGUUACCAAUCAUAUUUAAAAAAAAAAAUAUUUUUAAAAAUUAAAUCCUGCGCCUAUUCGGUACACGUGUACCAGAAGUGAGAGUUUGGGAUUAAAAAACUACAACUAUUUAAAAUAUUAUUGUUGGGUUUGUAAGACAAAAUGAGGUAUCAAAUGAAAGAUAAUUAAAUGGACUAAAAGUCAUUACACUUACUUCUUCAGUUUAACUAUAAUAAACUACCACAAAUGACACCCGAAUAGCAUUGGUGAAAUCGGAUCCGGGUGCCAAUGGCGGCGCUGCGUGUACGGAGUCAUUUUGACUAAAUGCUAUUCCAGGCAAUACUAAGGCCAAACUUUAAUUUUAAUCCGGCUCUCAAGGGGGUGGUACUUCACGGAAGACCAGUUCCAAUAAUCUAACCAUCGAUCUACAGAUGUUUUAUAAAAAAAAAACUGAAAGAAACAACUUGAAUUAAAGUUUGCUUCUCAGCGAAGAUGCAUAUUCGAACCAAAAAAUUGUGUUUGGGUGUUCUAUCUACAAAGGUGGCCGGACAAAGUUAAUACUCUAUGUUUGGGGAGGAACAUUUUUCAUGCACGUCUACCAGGCUACAACUAAAAAUCUUUCGGUAUUAUCAUUUUCAAAAGAAGCCCAGUGAGGAUGUCAGCAAAUUAAUCUUAUCAUCACAUCAAUCCAAGCUGCAAUGAUUAUAAACUUGCAUCUUCACUUUUAUUUCCUAAGAUUAUUGUGACCAAUUCUUUUUUAAUCAAAAAAAAGAAAUAUAUUUUGACUAGAUAGAGCCCGCCAAAUAUUGGUGGCGUGAGCUUCCCAUCUAGUAAAGUUACUUGACAAAACAUGAACUCAAGUAACGCACAUUUAAGAAUCCAGAUAAUUGCUACACCCCUUCCCCCAUGAUACGUCACAGCACACAUUUUUAUUUUACGCUUAUGAACUGUAUUAGUAGUCUCAUGUCACAACGACUUUUAAACCAAACAUUUUUAAACAAUAUUUAAAUUGAGAAGAUUUCAUUUCCGAAGAGAAAACAUUAUGCAAUUGCGUUAUUAAAAAUAGAUAUUUAUCAUUUAGCGUAGUUAUCGGGAUUUAUAUUUUGCGCCUCCUGAACUUAUUAUUUAACCACACUCUGGCGUAUCUAUAAAUAGCCUGCGUGGUGGUGUUUGACCUUGGCUGGCAAAAUAUAUAUAGAUUCUUGAUUACUGUCACGACAACAUUCAGACAUUGAUAUGAAUAGCAAAGAUCAUAUACUUUUUUUCACACGAAAAUCUUUUCAAUAUGUUGAGUUUGUUGAAAUAAUUAUUCACAAUUCUAUUGCUUUUUUUUUCUCUCUUUCCUGGUCUUCCAAAAAAAAAAUCACAUGUUGCUUUCAAGUUCUUGAUCUCAAACGUAAAAAAAGUAAGCAUUAUUAUUAUUUGGUGAGGAUUUGUAAAAGAAUAACCAGGUUAAUGUAACCUAAAUUUCCCGGUUACCUGAAAUUUGUAGAAAGAAAUUUCGUUGACGUAAAAUUGAUCGACAGUAAUUUAAUCGAACGGAAAUUUGAUCGAAUCUUUUUUCAGUUCACACGUUAAAAUUUCUGUCAAAUUUCUUUUCGAAAGCACUAUAUUAGAUAGUAUGAGCUAGGGUAACAUAAGGACAUAAGGGAGGUAUGAUUUAAGUACUUUCGGAUUCCUAAAAACAAUCAUAGUUAUUGUCUAUUAUUUUACGUAAAUCGAAUAAAUUUAAAUGCGCAAAAAAUAUUUUAAAUCCGCUUUUAUUUUAGUAAACAUUUAAGUAUUAUUAUUAUAAAUUACAAAUAAGGAUAUUUUUUAAAGCUUUUAUAUGUGUUUAAAAGUUAUACAAUUAUUUUAAAAAUUUAAAAAAUCGUGAUUAAAGAAUUACACCGUAGUAACAUUUAUCGGGAAAAACCAAACAUCAGUCGUUCUAAGUGCGUCUUUUAGUGCGUUGUUAAUAUUAAUUUUAAAUUAAUUUAUUCUAAAUAAUGACGCAAAUGAUGUCAUAGUGUGAAUAGCCUAUUGCUCCAAAACUCUUAGGUUUCUUUAAAUUUUAUAACCAUGCGUGACGAAAUUUGAAAAUGUAUUUUCCAUUCUUAAAAGUAAAAUUAAUAAAGACAAUUGCUUUUUGAAUUGUUAAUAAAACACACACACAUUUCAGCUGUGUAUAUUUUAAAAUCUAAAAAGUUUAGCCUUUUUUUUAAUUCCAAAAAAUACACCUUUAUUAAAUUAUAACGUAAUAAAAAAAAUGACUUUUAAAUAUAAUUCUAAGAAAAAAAUGCGGUUUAAGUCAAACAGUGCAGCGCAACUUCAUAGCCAAAAAGCAUUGACUAAUCCACUUUUAACUAAAACAAAAAAGAACGAACCAUAUGAAGUUUGGGUAUGGAAGGAACUAUAAUCAGGUGGAAGAUUUGUCUAAAUUUAUUUAUAUCUGGGUGGGGGAGGGGUUGGUUAAUUUGCCCAAGCAACACAAGAUACGUCUCAAAAUAAAGGAAUGAUUUUGCUAAAUAAUUAUUUUUCUUUGGUAAAUACAUGUCGGUGAUAGGAAAUAAGUUGUGUACAUUUUUAUAUGGAUGCCAAUAUAGUACACUCUUAUCGUAUUACAUUGGUGAAAAAGAGAUGUUACAUUUUCUUUUUACAAAUAGUGAUAUGUCCAUUUUGCCAAAGGCAGCACUAGAUACGUCUCAAAAUAAAGGAAUGAAAUGUAUAAAUAAUUAAUUUUCUUGGAUAAAUGCAUGUCGGAGGUAGGAAAAAGUAUAUGUACAUUUUCACGUGGAUAACAAUAUAUUUAAAUCCUACGGUAAAAAGAGGUGUUACAUUCUCUUUUUACAAAUAUGUGUAUGUCCAUUUUGAACAAGGCAGCACAAGUUACGUCUCAAAAUAAAGGAAUGAUUUUGAUAAAUAAUUAGUUUUCUUGGGUAAAUACAUGUCGGAGGUAGGUAAUAGGAUGUGCACCUUUUCAUGUGGAUGAAAAUAUAUUUAAAAAUUAUGGUAUUACAUUUGAGAAAAAAAUUAUGUUAUAUUCUCUUUUUACUCAUGUAUAUGUUCAUUUUGCUUAAGGCAGGACAAAAAACGUCUCAAAAUAAAGGAAUAAUUUGGAUAAAUACUUAAUUUUCUUGGGUAAAUGCAUGUCUGAGGUAAUAAAUAAGAUAUGUACAUUUUUACGUGGAUGACAAAAUAGUUAACACCAAUCGUAUGACAUUGGUCAAAAAGAGAUGUUAUAUUCUAUUUUUAUUAAUUAUACAUCUGUUUACCAUUUAAGAAAAUCAAUGGCGUUAACAAAUCUUGGGUACAUUUAUAUAAGUAUAACCAUGAAUAUCAAAACCCAAUCAUCUUACACACUUGAAAAAUUAAUUUUGAAAAAUAGAGGUUAAUUAUUUACUUUCAAAAAAUUGAAAUAUAUUUUUGUUUUUUACUUUGCAAAAAGUCAAGAGAUGUGUAUUUUAUGAGAUUAACCAUUUAAAUUAAAAAACAAAAAACACUCAAAUCUGUUAUAGACGUGAAAAACUGUUGCGAGUUUCUUCUUUAGAUAAAAUAAUUCUUUGUUUUACGAUUGUCUGAUAAUAUAUAAUUUUUUUUAAAGGCAAAAAUGUGUUUAAAGUUUGCUGAAAAUAUCAAUGUAUAUCGAAUUCUUAUCAUGUAAAAUAUUUUUAUAUCAUAUAUAGAGAUUUUGGUGGAAAUUUAACGUAAGUUUUUAAACAAUUUUUACAGAAAAUUUUUUUAAUUCAAGGGCAUGAAAAGGGGUAAAUAAAGUAGUAAUUGUCCCUUAAUUAAAUUCUUUAGUGAUAAAAGUUAUAUAAUUAGGGAUAAUUUAGACUGAUUAAUUUAAGGUCAUGUUUAGAUGGGGAAAAAUAGUUUUAGGAGCGUGAAAUGUAGUAGGAAACGAAAUGAAGAUAGAUUCUUCUCAAAACUAAAUGAUGUUAGAAACAUAAAUAACAUUACAUUUUUAAAGUUAUGAAUUGUGAUGAGUUUUUGCAAUAGCAUUUAAAAAUUGUCCCAAAGUAUCUACCAUUAUUAUCCCGAUAACAUCGGGUCAUUUAUUCAAGUAUUUUAUAGUAAAAUCAAAUAAUUCGUUAAAAAAAAUUUAAAGCAAAGUACUGAAAAAAAGAAAAGAUUCGACCAAAUUUCCGUUCAAUCAAAUUACCUUUCGAUCAAUUUACCGUCCACGAAAUUUAUUUUCGAUCAAUUUUCCGGAUACGACUUUUUCCAGAAUCUCUUCUGCUGCUGUUCGAGUAAGUGUAUAAGGAUGAAAAAAAAUAAAAUCAGACGUUUUGAAUUUUUAUCAUAGGCUAAUAUAUUGAUUUCACGCGUGAGUUCCGAAAUGCAUAUGUCGACCGUCUCAUGUCGACUACAUAUCUAGACAACAAGUCGAGAGCGUUUGUAUCUGUCUGAAACUGUUUUUGUUGUCGAAGGCUUUUUGCUUGAAACGUUCAGUUUCUGUUAGUGUUGUUCUUCCCGGUCUCCUCUGCCCUUAGUGUAUGUCUUAUUGCAUUAUUAUUAACCUGAUCGCAUUCCUCCCCUUAUCUCCAUUGAGUUUAUCAGACGUUUUGUUUUGAAGUGAUUCACUGAUUCCCUCCUACCUACUUUUGCUGGGAAGACUGAUGCGACAUCAAUUUCUGCUUUAAUUCCUAACCAAUUCUCGAAUCGAAUUUUGUCGACAAAAAAAAAAAAAUCUACCAAAAUUGAUUAAAUUUAUAUGGGUUGCGUGACACCAGAUCAAGAUCACUUUUAACGCUGUGAGAUACUCCAUCACCAUCUACCCCUCCCCCCCCACAUCACCAUCACUACCAUCAGCUCAUCUAAUCUCACCUCCUAUGAAAUUGUCUGAAGGAAACAAUGAGCCAACAUGGCAUAUUUACGAUGGUCAGUUAAGGUUUUGGAAUAAAUCUGAGAUGCAGAAGAAUAAUUCUAUGUAAUAAGAUUGCCUUUUAAGUUGUAUGUAAUUAUUUGAGAUCAGGGACUUAAAUUCUUAUUACAAUAAAAAAAUAAAUGAAAUUUUUUUAGAUCAGUUUUGAACAAAACGAGCGUAUCUUUUUGCUUUUCCGAAAACUGUUGACAUGCUCUAAACCUAAAACUAAGCAUUUUAAAUAGACAAUAUUGAACACAACCGAAAUUUCAAGCAAACCGUUUCCCAAGUUGUGAUCCUCUGACUGACGUCGGUCAACGAGCUUUACGUUGCUUGCCCACACAACAUGCAGCAAAUGUAUGUAAGGUCAAACACAAAUUUAACAAAAAAUAUUAAUAACUUGUCCGUGGGUCCUCUAAACCUAAAAGUUUGGGAAACGCUGGUCUAAGAAACUGUUAAUAUUAAUAGUUGUGUAGACUUAUAAAUGUUUUCUUCAAAAUUAAACCGCCGUUUUUAUUUAAAAUUGACCUGAGUGAAUCCUUUACGAGCAAUAUACUUUUCUCUUAUAUCUCAUCUUAUCAUUUUCUAAUACACAUAAUAUUUUUUCUACUCCUCAGCCAGACAACCCAAAAUGCAGACUUGGAGUUGUUAUUAUAAGAAGGCUAUUGUUCUUGGCCAUUUUAGUUGCCUUAAACGUGCCACUAAUGUUGUCCCACUUCCAAACGGAUACUAUGUUCACGAAUCUGAUGAAAGCUUACGAAGAACACGGACUGAGAGGGUCAUUUUAUUUUCAGUGGUCGGACGAUGUACUCAUGCAAAAAAAACUCUUAAUAUAUCACUAUAGAUUCCUCACAUUGUACUUUAUUGUGGUACUAACGUUCCCUAUUGUUUUUCAUCUCUUUGAUUAUGAAAACAAAGACGCGGAAAAUUAUUUUCAGAAGAAAUUCCAACGUUCAUUCAGGAAAGAUAACAUAUUUGAAAAAUAUUCCUUCGGUGUUUUAAAUUUAAUGUAUUUUCCGCUCCCAAGCUGUAUUCUAUACAAUAAAGAAGCCGAAAAUCGUUUUUCGUUAUUCAUAAAGAGAUUCACAUUUCUCACUAUUUUCAUAAUCACACAAUUUCCCGCUAUUUUAACAUUGUUCAUUGGGAUCCACUUUGCGCUCCAUUCUAUCGUUAUGUUUAUAUUUACAAUAGUCGUUGAGAUAGAUAUAUAUUGCGGUUACCUUAACAUAGCCGUAUUUGCACUAGCUUUUAUUCUUGAGUUUUUCCAUGACCUGGGAGACAAUUUCAAUCCGCUAAAAAAUACACUUAUUGGCAUGUUUAAGGAUAAAUGCAAUAACAACGAUAACGAGAACACGAUGCAUGCAAUAUCUACAUCCAUGGUCGACGAGUGUUUGUCCAAAAAUAUUCCUGGUAAGUGUUCCUAUUUUAUCUGACAUACUUCAUAAGAUAUAAUUGAUUAAAAUCUCGGCACUAAGGAAGUUAUGUUGAGGUAUAUGGAAUAAAGAUGUAUGGCGUUUUCACUCUGCCAUGACGCUCUUAAUUCAUCUACAGAAUAAAGAUGUAUGGCGUUUUCACUCUGCCAUGACGCUCUUAAUUCAUCUACAGAAUAAAGAUGUAUGGCGUUUUCACUCUGCCAUGACGCUCUUAAUUCAUCUACAGAAUAAAGAUGUAUGGCGUUUUCACUCUGCCAUGACGCUCUUAAUUCAUCUACAGAAUAAAGAUGUAUGGCGUUUUCACUCUGCCAUGACGCUCUUAAUUCAUCUACAGAAUAAAGAUGUAUGGCGUUUUCACUCUGCCAUGACGCUCUUAAUUCAUCUACAGAAUAAAGAUGUAUGGCGUUUUCACUCUGCCAUGACGCUCUUAAUUCAUCUACAGAAUAAAGAUGUAUGGCGUUUUCACUCUGCCAUGACGCUCUUAAUUCAUCUACAGAAUAAAGAUAGAAUCAUUUUGAAACAGGAGAAGACGCUUUUAAAGAGUCACAUACUGGAAGAAUAAAACUCGAGUCUUGGUUUCAGUUGAAUUUUAGACCGUAUUAACACACCACAAUGUCUCUACAAGAUGAGGUGAUACUAAUGUUAUUUUUGACACACAUAUAUAUAAUUUACAUAAGCUAAAAUUCCACUUCAAGUCUGACUGAUUGAUCAGGUAAAGCCAAAGACGUCAAGCAUUACGAAUUCCCCAUGAAGAUUCUCUAACAUCUACAAAUAUGGAUAUGGGAAUUUAAAGGAAGACGAUGUCAAGGUAUACACCCCGAGUAAUAUCUUUGCAAAGAUGCUGAGAUAUCAGUCUAUUAGCUUUUUGGUUAAGUUAGAGGACGACGCACGCUACCCGCUUCCUUCACUUUUUAAACCCAACAGGGUUUCCACACACACACACAAAGGGAAAUGGUGUGCCUAUUUGAAGUUUCCAGUAAAAUAGUAUCACAAUUUAAGGCGUGUUUUACUUUAUCUAUAAAACAUCCCACACUUUUACAAAUAUAAUUUUGGCCUCUAUGAAAAGAGACGGACAUUCUGUUUAAUUUUUCUUGUCUCACUGUCCUUAUAAAUUGGUCAACUCGUGUCUGGGUUGAUAAUUUUAACAGUGAGCAAUGCUGUCUUUUACAAAUAUAAUUUUGGCCUCUAUGAAAAGAGUCGGACAUUCUGUUUAAUUUUUCCUGUCUCACUGUCCUUAUAAAUUGGUCAACUCGUGUCUGGGUUGAUAAUUUUAACAGUGAGCAAUGCUGUCUUCCUUUUGGAACUUUCCCAUCUUUCGCACCACUUUGACUCAGGCAUGAAUGCGCUAUGACGCAUUUCCAGUGUAAUUCGAUUUUUUGGUGCGGAGAAUUGUUAUGGACUUGAAGAUGCAUUUGUUUUAAAGUAAUGAGUGAGUGGUGCAUGGCGCAGGGUGCUAAAAUUUCAAUUCUUUCAAAUGCGAAAACUAUUUUUACUAGUUGCUUUAUUGUGCAUUGUGUCUUAACACAUCAUAUAAAUAAUUAAAGGAUACCUUUAUUUCAAACCAUCUCGUCAAGUUAUUUGAAGCGAAAAAGAAAACAGAGUUGAGACUCUGAUCUGAUAGUGUGUUUCUGUGGACGUUGAGAAAGGGUCCUACCCCUAGACGACAUUUUGCCACAUUAAUGUCGACAGAAAACCUGUAGCUUGACGUUAGGAUUUAUAUGUAGCACCAAAAAAAAAAAAGUUAGAAAAAUUGGCAGCUGUUGAAAAGCUGUUUAAGAAGCAAGAAAUAAUAUUUUACAACUGGGAUUUAAAAUGAAAACAGAUCAUCAAAAAAACAAAAUACUUACGACGCUCUAUAGAACGCUCAUAUGUUCUGCCAUUGAGGAGAUGAUUCAUGAAGAAGCAUCCCCUACCGUUAUCCAAAUUACGAAUUCAUUCUUGAAAAAAUUUGGGCUCCAUGCAUCUACUCAUUCCGAGUCAUAAUAGGACACGAAAUUAAAUCCUGCUCUAUUUGUUAUUCCUUUAAACCAAUUCAAUGUUUUUUUGUAUCACACAAUUGUCGGGAUGAAACGUUCUGUAUUUAAAGUAAUAUGCAUUGUAUUGAUUAUGCAUAUACAUUUUGUAACAUGCAAGAGUUCCAAUAAAAUUUUGAGCAGAUUUUAUAUGUAAAACUGUUGCCCCAUUUGAAAUGUUAGGUAAGGUGCACUAUUGGUAAACCAAGGUCUAACUCAAAACAGUUUGGGGGGGGGGGGAGGUGAGAUUUUGUACAACCCAUCCCCUUGAUCAAUUACUACUGAUACAGUCGUCGAAACGUCAACUUUGUGGCGGACAAUAUCCUCUGUACCUCACUCGCUUCGCCAUUAACACUGCACUUUUAGACGAUUACGAAUAGUUACUAUGUUAAGCUCUACGUGACGCUGCUAGUCGACAGACGCCCUUUGAUGUGCUGUCGCAAUGUAUGACAUAUACAAUUUUUAAAGUACAUUCCAUCUUUGAAGAUAAAUAAUUUUUGAAUGUCUUUAAAAUCAACAGUAAUUUUCUUUUCUUUUGUAGAUCAUAUACAAGCCUCAGGUACAGUGGAAACUCCUCAAACAAACGGAUCUUCUCAAGAGAAGCGACCUGGUAGUUUGUCCAUUAGUCAUGUUCAAGGUGAACCUAAAUUUAAAAAAAAACCACAUAUUAAACAAACAAAUUGUCUAAGCUACCCCUUAUGAUGAAAAAUUAAUGUAUUUUCAUAAACGAUCAUAAGAGGACGUGCGAUUCAGUAGCAUUGCCUAGCGUCAUCCAAAUUACAAAUUCAUUCUACAACAACUGUCGGGCUCAGGUUUCUUCUCGUACCGAAUCAUGAUAGGACAUGAAAACUAAACCCCAACUAAUUCGUAAUUCACUCAAACAUUAUAGCAAAGGACGGGGGUCCAUCUAGUAUAUCUCUAAGUCCAGAUCUCAACGACCCUCGCUUUUGAGUCCAAAAUGAACCAUGACAAUUUUCCUGGAAGUUAUUCGCCCAUUCACGAAAACCAAAGAAUAAUUAAAUGCCCACAUUAAAGGGAGCAGACUUUAAUAAAAGCCCCUGUCAAAAUUUCGUCACUUUUCUCUCAACAUAUUAUCACAUUAAGUGCUUAAAAAUAUAAAUUAAAAGAUAAAUAUUACUUAAAUAUUUUUACUUUAAAAUUGUAUAAUCAACUUUACCACUCUGUGGUGACUCAGACUGCAAGAAAAAUACAUAGGAUAUAAAAUAUAUGUAAUGUAUGGGCAGUGUUAAUUUUAGAAUCACAGUUAUUCAAUUUUAUAUAUCACACCAUUGUCGAGAUCAACCGUUUUGUAGUGAAAAUAGGUAAUAUUAAUUAUGUACAAUUCGCAAUAAAAUUGUGGUUAGCAUUUACAUGUAAAUUUUCGUUUCUACUUUACUAAUGUUAGGCGUGGUACAAAAUUUAGCGUAGUUAAAGUUAAAAAAGCCUGGGUGAGGUCAAGAUUUCGUUCCACCCAUCCCAACGAUAACAAUCUACAGCUACAGUUCGCUGAAAAUGCCGCAUGGGGUGGACCAUGACCUGCGUACCUCACACGCUAUGCCAUUAGCACUGCACUGUUAAACAUUGACAUUGUCAAUAGAUAUAGUUAGAAAUGUUGAAAGAUCAUCUUCAAUCUGAAAUAUUAUGAGAUUUUGAAUGUUGUUAAGAUAAAAUAAAAAAUAUAUAUAUUUUUUUUUCUUUUACAGGUGACAAAAUAGCUUCUGGAGCGAGGAGAGCGUCUCAAACAAACGGAUCAUCUCAAGUGACGCAGCCUCGAGACGAUCAUCAAAAGCACGUUUCUGACCUCUUCUUAAGGGUAGAUUAUGCGUGUAUUUUUAUUAGCAGGCUCGACAUUCCCUUUGUGUCUCGGAAUUUUUUAUUUCACUGCCUUGGUAUUUACUGUGUCGGUGCUCCUAGACCAUGCAAUGUAGGAAAAGUAAGUACUACUUUUUAAAUUUUUUUUUGGUUUAAAUUUACGGAAAAUUAAAUAAAACCUUUCAUAGGAGAUUACUCAUAUUUAUUUUCACAUAAGAACAAAUAGAACAUUUUCGUCUACAAUUGAUCAUUUGUAAGCUCGCAAAGAAAAUAUAUCACUAUAAAUGUCAAUAAUAUCAUCCUGUGGUUUUAAUUUAUUCAUGUACAACUUCCAAAUCAACAUACUUUCAGUCAUUAAUACAUGAACUAGUGUUUAGGUAGGUAAGUAUUUAAUGCAUGGGAAAUUAUUAUAAAAAAAUGUUUAUUAAUUUUUUUUAAAGACAUGCGAUUUUAUUUGAGUGCCCAUAAAAGAAACAAAAAUAAGAUAUUGCUGUUUUGGGAAAUAUAUGAAUACAAACAAAAUCUCUCGGCCCUAAUGAUAAAUGAAACGUUUUGGAAGAUGAGCUCAUUUUUCAGCAACGUGGAAAGUUCAUGAGUCGUUUUCAAAAAAAAAAAUUUGAAAAUAUUCUAAAUAGACAUUUUAAACAUUAUAUCACUUAGGUAGCUUCAUCAUUUUGUCGAUUAUGUCUAACAAUAUAUGCUUAUUCGAUCCGCGCUAGCUUUUUUUGCAUAGUUUAUUGUUAGUUUAUUCCUUUUUUAAUUGUUUAAAAAAUUGUAUCAACUACAAAAGUCAGCAUUUUAAAAAAAAAACGCAUAAAGGAUUUUAAAAGUAAAAUGUAAAUAGCGCUUUUGUUUUUAGAAAAGCAUUCCUCUUAACUUUUUCAAAAAGUGUAAUUUAUAAUGUUAUCUAUGAUCUAACUUGAGCUAUUUCUGCAGACUAUAGGCACCUACAUUGUGUUUGCAUUCAUUGUGGCCACUAUAUAUAUCGUCGUUUGUGCUUAUGGUUCACACGAGUUCAUCACACGUGGCAAUUUUACGCAAUUAGCAGCUGGCUUUGUUGUGUUUGCGAUAAAGCGCUUGUCAACCAACGCAAAAUCUGAGACACUGAUUAAAAAACGCAACAAGAGGUUAGAAAUGUGUUGAAUGCCAAAAUCCUCUUGAAAAUUUAAUUUGUAUUAAUUUUUACGCCUCAUAAACGUGUCCGCCUUCUUUCAAACGAUAUAAAAAAAUAGUAUUAAUGUUCUCAUCAUUGAAUAAAAAUAAUUAAAUAUUUUUAUAUCGCAGAUUCCUUAGUGAAAUAAAGAAAAAGAUGCAGUCUUAUGUUGGCUGUUUGAGAGUGGCUGAUUUUACAGAAAUUAAUAUAUCUGAAGCCAGCGACAGUCGUAAAGUCAAUCUCUUAGUUCUGGACGAUUAUACAACAGAAGGUGAAUGCCCAGGAAAAGUAAGUUAAGGACCAUUAACAAGUCUGAAAUGUUCAUUUAAAAACAACAAUACAAAACAUAAUUGCUAAGAUUUAAACUGUAUAUGUCAAAUUUGAAUAAGAUUGUUUCUUAUAUUUUUUUUUUACCCAAGUUGAAAUAGUUAUGUUUUAAAAAAUUGACAGCUUCCAAUUAUUAUUUCCCAUUUUUAAAUUCAAAAAAUUGAAGCAAUAAUUUACAAGAUAACUUACCAAGUGGUUCUCGUUUUAUAAUCGAAGGCAUUUCUAUAGUAAUGUAUAGCCCUUUGAUUUAAAAGUGAUACAAGGACUCCUGUGCUAACCCCUUUAGAAAAAAAAAAACGAAAGUGUCAAUUCAUUACCAUAAAAAGAAGCACUAUAACAGUUUGUAUAAACAUUUGCCCUUCUUACUUCCGGUAAUGAUCCAAUCAAAAGUCAUGAGUUAUAACCCAUUCUUAAUUUUAAAUUCACCCUUAAAAAUUGCAAGAAACAUGCAAAAGUUAGACAGUGUAAAAUAAUAUUUAAAGUUGUUGGAUCAAAGUCAGUUUAAAAUGUGGACCUUCACAUAAGCUGAGGUUAGAGACCGUCUCAAAAAAAAAAGUAGCCAAAAAAAAUAAAUAAAUAAUCGAUUAACCUGACAUGUUCCGAAAAUGCAUUAUUUAGUGAAUAUUUGAAUUGGGAGGAGCCUGAAAAUAUAUUCUUUCAUGUUUAAGGAUGGAGAUUCAGAAAAUGUCCAAUAAAAUAUGGAAAUGUAUAGAAACUUCCAUUACAUUUAAGAAAUUAAGAAUAUGCUCACAAUCUUGUUAACAUCUUGGAGAAAUACACAACUUUAUGGAAAACCCAAGAAUAGUGUUUUUAAAUAUUUCUAGAGCAGUGUUUAAUAAAAGUUUACUUAUGAUGGAUCAGUGGAGAAACUAUGAAAAUGCAACAGGAAAAGGUGUCAGAUUAAUGAUUUAGAUUUUCUCGUUAUUUGACAUGUGCGCUAACAGGAAAAGUAAGUCUCACAGUCCGGAGCCUGUCGGCGACACACCAUUUUGGCAAUUGCGUUUCAAAGACUUGUGAAAAUGACUCAUAAGAAGCUAAUCAAAUUUAAUUGAUCCCGAUUUAAGUUGGAUAGACAAUAAGCAGAAAUAAAGCCUUUUCAAAACUUAUAUUUAAAAAAGCUACAUAUUGGGAAUAAAUAAAAUAGAGGUAUGCAACUUACACUACAACUAAAUAUUAUAGCAUCCUUCCAUCUACGUGAGACGAUGGAGUAGCUCUAUAGUUCUACACUUUGACGAUUGGCUCACUAAGCCAAUCCUUGAAUGGCUAUCACGGCCGCAUCUCUCGCAGGAGAAUGUUGAAACCCGGUAAAUUCUUGAUUUUUGAAUUGUUCUUUUUGAUUCGAGGGACUCGUUUCGAGUAACUUCUGCCUUUCUCACUCCUCCAAACACUGCUGUACGCCAGUUGGAGCGAUGUUCGGCAAUGAACUCCCAUUCGUUUGUUUCAAUAUGGGCUUCCCUCAUGAUUCGUUUGCAAACGUCAAUCAAUCUCAGGCGCGGUCGUCCAAUAUGUCUUGUCCCCUCUGCCAACUCUCCUUACAGCAGAAUCUUUGGGAUACGUCCUUCCUCCAUUUUCCGUACAUGACCUAACCAGCGAAGGCGUCUCUUGAUAAGAAAGGAGAAUAUGCUAAACAUGUGUGCAUGUUCCAAAACCUCCACGUUAGGCACCCUGUCCUGCCAACGAAUGCGCAAAAACUACAUAGUCAUAUUGAUAAACCUAGAAACUUGCAAAAAAGUUCUCCUCUACGCAUUUAUUUUUUGGCGUAUCAGACAAGUAGAAACUAAUUCAAGUCUGUACAUAGAUAUAUAUAUAUAUAUAUAUAUAUAAUAAAAUAUAGUUGUUUUACCCCUGCUUCACUGGAGAUGGUUUGGUGGUGGGUCCUUUAAUUGAUUGAUUUUACAAGCUGUGUAUAAUGUCGUACAUAUUAUCUCCAUUAGGAUGAAAAAUAAUAAGGAAACAGCUAACUACAGUAGGAAAAGUUGAUAGAUGGGAAGUUUAGUGGUUUCUUGGAAGUCUUAAAUCAUCUUUAAUGUUUUAGAAUUGAUGACAGACAAAUGUUUCGUUUCUUGUCAGUGGUUACCAUUUUGGAAUGCUUUUUUGCAGCAAUCUACCGUUUAGUACGAAAUGUCUCGUUAUGGGACUUUGUUUGCUACAGUCUAACGUUUACCGUGAGGUGUUGACAUUAUUUAUGCUUUUAUUUUUAGGCCUUCUACUCUUUCUUUUUUCUUGUCGAUUCCAUGUUAGGGAUUGUCUUAUUUUAACUAGGGUUUGCGAAGAGUGUGUCCUAGCCAACUCCUUCUUUUCCUUAAGGUAUCUUCAACAAUAGGCUUCUGGCAUUUCCUUUCCUGUUAGUCUUUGUUGAGGAUGGUGUUUGGUCAUUUGAUGUUCAGGAUCUUUCUAAGGCAAGUGUGAAUGAAGGUCUUUACUUUCUGCGUCAGGCUCGCUUUCCUUAUCCAAGUUUAGGCUCUAUAAAUUAGGCCAGUUUUGAAAUUUGUGUUUAAAAUUCUUAAAUUGGUUUGCAGAGUCAGCUCAUCUGUCUCCGAUAUAUUCUUUAAAAGCACAAAUACUGACCUAGCCUUGUCUUUUACAUCUCAUACAUUCGCUUCAGUGUGUCCAUUUUUGACCUUGUUGCAGCCAAAUUAUGUGAAGGACGCCACUUAUGCUCUUGGUUGGCCGAGUUUACUUCAUGAUCUUUUUCUUGCUUUUAUUCAUAUUGAGUCACAGUUGUGCUGAAAAUUUUGGCUAUGUGUUUAGUCUUUUCCUGCAUUGUUGGACAGAAGUUGCAUGUUACCUGCAACGUCUAGGUCAUUCAGUAUUCCACGGGUGUCCACUGUAUUCCGUUCCUAUUUUGUAUGUGAAUUUUGUUUUUUUUUCAUUAUCCCGUUAAUGGCAAGUAUGUAUAGAAAGGAGGACAAGAUACAUAUUUGUCUUACCCCCGUUUCCACUUUAAAAUCAUAUGUCAGUCUACCAUCGCGUACCAACCUACAUCUUUUCGCCAUAAGAACUCUGAAAAAUCCUGAGUAGUUUUCCUGGUACCCGAAAACGCCGGAGACGUUUCCACAAGGUUUGUCGGUCAAGACUGUCAAGGGCUUUUCGUAGUCGAUAAAAUUUAGAUAUGGGGGAAGUUCAAUUCGAUGAAAUGUGUACAAUUAUUCGUAGUGCUGCCAUUUGAUCUGUGCAAGAUUUGUUUUACAUGUUAGAGGUGCAACAAACAACUAGUACAUAGAAUGACAAUGAACGCCAGUGACGUCAUGUGUCUUAAAAAUUUUCUUGAAAUCAUUUUUCGGUUUAGCCAAGUAUAAUUUUCCCAAACUGAUUUUGCAAUCCGACCACGAGGUACACUUUGAAUUUUGAAUUAUUAAAAAAAAACAAAUAUAUUACUGGUUAUUUUCACUUUACUAGUAAACAAUUUGUCAAAACUCUAUUGCAUUUAAUACAGUUCUAAUACCGUGUAAUGUGAUUUUUAAACAAACAUUAAAUGCUAACAUGGAGUAAAUAUUAAACUAUUUUAAAGUGCUAAUCUGACUUUGGUUGACUAAACGACAGCAUGUUGAAUGUUCGUCUUCCGCCAGCAAAGAAGCCAAAAGCUUCGACUUGCGUAGCCGACUUGUCUUGAGCUGCACUGUGAUAAAGUGACGGAGGCAAGAUCGUCAGCCUCACUCCCCCAUCCUUGCCUAUUCCCUCGAAUAGCCAGACUUAUUCAAGAAGAAUGGAAAUAGACGAGGAUGCAGUGCUCUUGUGGCUCACUGUGCUCUUCAUGCGUUUUAAAUCGAAGGAGUUUAGGAAAUUUCAUUUGCGUCAAUGUCAUAACUCCUACUGGACUCCAUCUCCGUGUUCAAUAUCAGAGUGUGCAUUCUAUUAGAUGGGUUUCUAUCCAAUUUUAAUUUGUCCCAUCCUUACAUCGUGCUUGUGAUAAUUUUUUUUUGUCUAGGCUUUUGAUGAUGGAUGUACUCCAGGUCACAAGCUUAGGAUUGAUAAGCCGAAAAUAGAAUUAAUGAAUAUCUAGCUCAUUUAAGAGGCAAUAUACUUAAACAGUUUAAUUUAAUUCUUUUCCAGGUGAUAGUCACAACGAAAGAAACUGGAAGUCAUGAUGAACACGUGCCUCUUUUAAAAGUUAUUCAAUAACAAAAAAGGGCAUGAAAUCCGAAUGCAAUUAAAAUGACACCAUUAAGAGAUCAUCUUCCUCACUAUGCCCCUUGCCUUAAUCCUUGGACCGUUUGGGGCGCCACAGAUGACAUUUAAAGUAAUCCUCCAUGAAGAGGUUAGGAACCUUAAAAACUAUUCCAAAAUACAUGUAGAAAAAGAAGGACAAAUCUCAACGUUAAAUGUAACUGUACAUUGUUUGCGUUUGAUACCAUGUACAUAAUAUUUGUUCAAAUGUAGUAGAAUUUUUGGGUGUUAUAUGCAAUUGACACUAGCGGAAGUUCCAUUAUCUGUUAACCCUCCGCAAUAUAUGCUACAGCAAGAUGAAUCUAAUAACCAACUCAUUUUUUGGGACACAUUGGACCAUUAUUUGACACACUUUGAUAUCAAAUAUGUAAUGUUUCAUUAAUGUACAUGUCCCCUCCUAUUUCUCAUGCUGCACAUGAUGAAAUAUUUCCACCAUUUGCUUUUCGUUGAUUUAUAGAAAUGUACAACCAGAAUUGUUAUUAUUAUUUUUUUAAUUUUUAAAAAAAUAUUGAUUAUUUGACAACCUCCUUUUUUUGUUGUUGUCAAGUCCGUUAAUUAUUAAAUGAAGAAACCCACGUCGAGGCGAUUUCAGACGAAAUGUUUAUAUGUAUAGAUUAGAAAUUAAUGUUAAUGAGAUAAUAUACUUUAUGAUGAAAAUUAAACACCAUUCAAUCUGUUACGUGAAAUAAAGGCAGAACCUCGGGGUUACAGCGGUAAACGAAGUAAGCUGUACAUUGUUUCUUUUAUUACGGAGUUGACAAAGAAAAUUUUGGGAGCCUUUAAAAAAAAACACACACACGCUUCUUGCCAUAAACUUCGUUUACAUUACUUAUUGAUGUUAGGGCGCGCAUGAACUUCCAAAGUUCUUUUUAUUUUUUAAAAUUUUAUAUUCAUCUACUUUAAAAAAUGUAAGAGAGGAAAGUUAAUUCGUAUUUUUCAAUUUCUGUGUAUUGUGAAUCAUUGUAAAGUUUAUAAUUUACUUUUCUUAGCUACCUUUGCAAAUGCUCAUGCUUUGUUUUUUCUAGUGUGUUUUAAUUCUUCUUUUUUGGUUCUUUUUUUUUUUUUUUGCGUUAACCAGAAAGUCGCAUAACUGACUAUGUUAUAAAUAAUAUGCGUAGAAUAAAUGUAUUUGAAACGUCAACAAAACUAAUCCCAAUUUGUUUUGAUCAAUUAAAUUAUCCUGGUUAUCUUAUCAUUUCUAAAUAUAUGUUUUCAUCAAUGGUAUUACCUUUGCCCCAAUUCACUUUUGAAAUUAUAGAUUUUAUUUGUGUUAUAAUAGAAUUUAAAAAAAAAAAUUACUGUUAACUGUUACAUGGUAAAAAAACACCUUUGCCUAUUGUAUCAUUCAUAAAAACUUUUGCCGAUUGUAUCAUUCAAAACACCUUUGCCUAUUGUAUCAUUCAUGAACACCAUUGUAUGUUGUGUCAGUCAUGAACACCUUUGUCGGUUGUAUCAUUCAUGGACACAUUUUCUUGUUUUAUUUAGCAAGAACAUCUUUACCUGUUUUAUACUGCAUGCCACCUUGUCCAGUUGUAUCCUUGGUGAACACCUUCUCAUUUGUAUCUUAAGUGACCAGUUUGACCUGGUUCUAUACUACUAGAUACAUUUUAACCUGGUGUAUCUUUCGUAUUAGAAAGUAAAACAUGUGCUGUGUCCUACAGGAAACUCCUCAUUUACUGGACCGUAACUAAAACGAUAAUCUACUGUUUAGUAAACUUUAUUUUGUAUAUUAUGUAUCGUACACAACACCGUUAUUUUAUAAUUAUAUAGCCUUCCGACAUAUUCUCUAUUUUUAUGUUCAACCCACACUAACAUUAAAACAUGUCAGUACCUCAUGAGGAGAGAAAAACUUUACUUCUGAUCCCUUGUAAUACCAAAAAAUGUACGGUAUCUUGAUUAGCCAACGAUUUGUUUAGCAAAUAAUUUAUGGCAAUCUUCUAAUGAUACCGCAUCUUCUAACUCUAUUUCAAUUGAUAGCAAGAAUUGGCGCAAGUCCAGGCUACAGAUACACCACCCUGGUAUAACGGUCGUUUAAGCGAAAGAGAGGUCAUAUUUCAUAUCCAAUGUGUCUAUUUAACUUGUAUACAUUAUACGGAAAUUUGACAUGUUAUUCAAAUAAGUAAAUAGGUAAGACCAUUCCCUGGUGACCAUAUUUAAUGGUAUUGUUUUAUGUACAAACAUAAAUAAUAUCCAUUAACUGGGAUUGUCUAUGUUUCCUCUUGUUGAUUAUUAUUCUCUGCACAUUGUUAUUUUUUUCUUUAUGAGGUAUAUUUUAAUAUUACACGAAAACUGUAACUUGUACUAUAAUGACUGAAUCCAUCAUUAUGCAAACUUUAUGAUAAG